GAUCCUUAAGUAGGUGAAAAUCGACGGAAAUGCGGUCGUUUCGCAAGGGUAUGGUGCGAGCAGAGGAUGUCACCCAGGAAGACCGGCGGUCCCGCGCGUUCAGACGAACCCACUCGAAUGCGUUGGCGCGAGUAACAAUACGUGCUUGCCGUGAGCUCGGCUGUCCAAAAACACGACCACCUCCACCUGUGGCGGGCAAAGGACUUGAGGCGUGGUUUCCAGGCAAGUCGGAUGGGCCUGAACAUAGUGGGGACGUAGAAGGAUCCAAGAGGAAACUGGAAAAUCAGUCGAACCAUUUAGCAGUGGCAUGUGGAAUCGAUGCAUCGUCGAUUUCCUGGUGGACCUCCAGUAAUCGCUUACGCGCCUGCACGAGUUCAACCUCGGGCGCGUCUCGGAGAGCGACUUCGUGCAACUCGCGCCGCUACGGGCCGCUCUCGGCUCUUUUCACUAGGUAACGCUAUCAGCGCGUAUCAGCCGCCAGUACG
Messenger RNA from Ooceraea biroi (clonal raider ant), 485 nucleotides. RefSeq lists its product as uncharacterized. The record is from RefSeq and is a predicted model, not a curated record. NCBI's taxonomy places the organism in Eukaryota, Metazoa, Arthropoda, Insecta, Hymenoptera, Formicidae.